AUCAUCGUCAUCAUCAUCAUCGUCAUCAUCAUAACCAUUUUGGCUCAAGCAUUUGCUGAGUCAUAGGCCACUGCGGUGCAUGUGCGCCGCCCCGCUGUUUCGCUCCGCCCCCUCUGCUCCACUCACUCUGUUCUCCGCCCGCGAUGGUCAGUGCAGCUCGCUUGUCGUGGAUUGUUGAGCAACUCUUUUUUGGUCGAAGGUGUCGCGUACGGAUCAACACGUAUCAAGACCGGAUGAUUGUUCACUUUGUGCUUCUUCCUCUCGAUGAUGGGUUGGGUGCCCAGAGUGCGCUACCCUCUUUUGUGGCGCAAUCGGUUCUACAGUCUCUCGAUGAAGCCUGCGUGGUUGAUCACGGGCAUCGGUCCUCUCAGGGUUUUUCGCACAUCACGUUCAAUAUGAAGAGUUUGCCGAGGUCUUGUGGUCCUGACGGUCGUCCCGAUGCUGCCGUACGGUGUCCUGGAGGUGCUGGGGCUGACCUUCUCCGUGGUGCCGCUCACGAUCGUGCAUCCGGUGAUCCUCGUCGAGCUGCUGAUGCUCAUGCAGUUGCUGGGGCUCCAGAUCUUCGUGCAGACGACCUUCCUGGAGGUGCAGGUGACCUUCGUGCAGACGACCGUCCUGGAGGUGCAGUCGUCCUUCCUGGAGACGACCUUCGUGCAGAUCUUCGCGCAGAUCUUCGCGCAGACGACCUUCGUGCAGAUCUUCGUGCAGACGACCUUCGUGCAGACGACCCUCUUGGAGGUGCAGACGACCCUCGUGCAGACGACCUUCGUGACGAUUUUCGCGAAGACGACCUUCGUGCAGACGACCUUCGUGCUGGUGCCGACCGUCGUGGAGGCGAUCUUCGUGGAGACGACCGUCCUGGAGAUGCUGGUGCCGACCGUCGUGGAGAAGAUCUUCGUGGUGGUGCUGGAGCUGACCGACCUGGGCACGAUCUCCGUGCCGGUGCCGAACGUUGCGGAAACGAUCUUCGUGAAGAUGACAGUCGUGGAAGUGCGGGUGCCGACCUUCGUGGUGCCGACCUUCGAACUGGUGCCGACCGCUGUGGAAACGUUCCUCGUGGAGACGACCGUCAUGGAGGUGCUGGUGCUGGCCUUCGUGCAGACGACCUUCCUGGGGGUGCAGUUGACCUUUUUGCUGACGACCUUCGUGCAGGUCUUCGUGCUGACGACCUUUCUGGAAGUGCAGACGACCUUCGUGCAGACGACCUUCCUGGAGGUUCGGACGAUCUUCCUGGAGAAGACCUUCGUGCAGAUCUUCGUGAAGAUCUUCGUGCAGGCGACCAUGCUGGAGAUGCUCUUCCCCUACUUGGUUCACACGUCCGCGACGAUCUUCUGGGUGGCGCCUCUGAUCUUUGUGAUGCCGUGGAGGUUCGUGGAGUUGCCGACGCUCGGGGAGGCGCUGAAGUUCGCGCUCGUGGUGAGGGCGUUCGGGGUGCCGCUGAUGUUUCUCCUCCUUCGGGGUCGCCGCCCCGCAAGAUGGCUCGUUUGGAGGACGUGGGUGAGGUGCCUGAGGAGCUCCAGCCUGCGCCCGCUUUUCCUGCUCUUGGCCGAGCUUCGGCUUCAUCGGAGGGCGGUCAGUUUCAGUAUUUGCAUGGCCUGCUUCCGCCUGGGCUUCAGACGUCGGACAAAGUCAUCAACCUGCUCUUACACAAGCCUUGCACGAAAAGUACUACUAUGGCAUCGUUUGAUUCGCAGGAGCAGUAUUUUACGGGCCAGCUGGAUAUUCUGAGCCAGCGCCUAUGCCAAGCUGCUGGCCCCCCGCCGCUUGCCUGGCCGCUGCUGUACCAUAGAGCCCGAACGUACGUGGGGAGCCUCGAAGACAAUCCCGAUCAGAAACUGACAGCAAUGGAUGUGCUAUGCGCGCUGGGAGU
Molecule: messenger RNA, 1870 nt
Organism: Prorocentrum cordatum
Lineage: Eukaryota; Dinophyceae; Prorocentrales; Prorocentraceae
Source: the annotation of a GenBank genome assembly